UGACGCCAGAAGCAUCCGAGACACCGCCGCUCCUCGCGCAGCUGCAGCAGACUGCAGGUUCGAAACUACGCAGGGUGAUCGGGCGAUUUGACAGUGAUGGAAAAACGUAUAGUGGUUGGAUAAAUUUGUUUUGUGCACGUUUGAGCCAGUGACAGUGCGCGAUAGCUUUUCUCGCGGGUCUAGAGACCUCUGGAUUUAAACGACUGAUUGUGAGUCGCCUAAACUCUCUGGACGUAACACGAUUGUGAGGCCCCGACGGGAAGUGAAACUGGCCCCGAAUCACAACCGGCAUGGCUACAGUGUGCGUAAUCAAAGUGUGACAGUGUGCGGAUAGAGAGGAUAUUUAUUUUGCAUUGAGUGGUUUGCAAGGUGGUUAAAGGACGAAUGACCCUCGUAACGGUAACGCCAAGGGUCUAGGAGAUGAGGCCCCGUCAGGACACUCGCUGAGCACAGGAUAAAGGGUCUCUGCAGGAGCAAAGCUGCCGAGUUAACCUGGCCGCGACACGUACAAUGAUGCCACUCGCGCCGACGCCGAUAGUCGCGGUGCCCUCGAAGCCGAAGAUCGGUUUCAGCAUCGACUCGAUAGUCGGCGGGGGCCGCGAGGACCGGCUGAACAGGGUGGCGGAUCACCUCGAACGAGAUGGGAGUCCGAUGGAGGUCGAGGGGUCCUCGUCGCCGGGCCCAAUGCGCGGUCGCCAGGCCUCGCUGCAGUCCCCCGGGGGACACUCGGAGGGUUCGGACAGGCCGGGGUCCAGGAGUUCGUCGGUCGAAUCAUACCCCACGGCGAGGCACACGCCCGCGCACAACGGGCACCCUUUGGGCCUGACCCACCACCUCCAGGAGUUCAACCGCACCACGUCCCACAGCCACAGUGGCGGCUCGACACCGAACAACAGCCCCAGCCCCCCGCACCGGAUAUCCCGCGACUCCCCCGUCGGCGGGCACCCCCAGCCACCCCCCGGAGUCGUAAGGCCCAGUCCCAACUACCUCGCACCGCCCCCAAGCGCUGCCGCCGCCGCCGUCGCCGCCGCCGAGCAGCUCAAAACCCUCUACGGCCUCCCUGGACAUCCCCCGGGGGCCACGCAGCCCGGGCAAACCGAGUACCACUCCCAGCAACUCGCCCUCGCUGCCAACCUCGCCGCCGCCCAGCAUUUCCAGGCCGCAAACCUCGCCGUUGCCCUCCAGGCCCACCACGGCGCUUCACCCCACGGACCCCCACAUGGGCCUUAUCCGCACCCCGGGCCCCCUGGUGGGCCCCACCCGCCGCCGCAUCCCCAUCAGCCGCCUAGAGACAGCUACCCCCUUUAUCCCUGGCUACUAUCCAGGCACGGAAGGAUCUUCCCUCACAGGUUUCCCGGCGGUCCAGAUAUCCCCGGAUUCCUUCUACAACCGUUCAGAAAACCGAAAAGAAUCAGGACGGCGUUCAGUCCCAGUCAACUUCUGAAGCUCGAACACGCUUUUGAGAAAAAUCACUACGUCGUUGGGGCGGAGAGAAAACAAUUGGCGCAGGCUCUUUCGUUGACGGAAACACAGGUGAAGGUCUGGUUCCAGAACCGGCGGACGAAGCACAAGCGGAUGCAGCAGGAGGAGGAGGCCAAGGCGCAGCAGCAGUCCGGGGGCAACGGCAACAACGGAGCGAACAAGAACACCCAUCACGUCAGCAAGUGGCAGCAGGAGACGGGCGACUACCACCAGGACGAGGACGAGCACAUCGAUCCGGAAAACGACGAGUGCUCCAGCGGCUCCGAAGCGUAGCUAGACGUGCUGUGCCUGGACUAAAUCGAGGCCUCAGAGACCCACCGAGUCCUUAACUUUGGCUAAUGGACGCGUGCACGCGCUCGACUAAUUUUCCCGGAGAAAAACUGCGGGGCGGAGAUUCGACUGCGGUACGACGAGGACGAUUGUAUAAUGCUCAACGAGCGUGCUUCCUCCGGAUAUUGUCUUUUCGGUGGAGUGAAAUUCGAUGACCCGAGUCUAUCGAGGAAAGGGCUGUCAGAGUUUCUUACGAUCAGCCGAACGAGCUUCGUCGAUUAAGGGGAUGCGGUGUCGCAGAGCGCCAAAAACGAUUCCAAGUUUUCGCCUUUGGAUUUUCCACUUUUUUUUUCUGCUUACUUAGACCGAAGCGAUUAGUUUGAGGUUGCCUUCGCGAGUCGAGGAAAAACGCUCUUCUUACCUACCUAAACAAUUAUCUCUUGCCAUGUCGUAUUCACCAUAUUAUUACGAGAAAUCGAAUAAACUAUACGAUGCGUGACCUAAACUUGAAUAUGCAAAUCGAUCCCUUUUCGCGGUUGUAAAUAUAUAUUGAGAAGAUGAAGUUACGUUCUGCGCAAUUGAUCCGUGUGCGUGUGUCGUGUGACCGUUUAUCAUUAUACACUCGAUUAAAUUUUUAGUACCUAAAUAUAUACACCUAUAUGUAUAUAUAUAUAUAUUGAACUAAACGACUUAAAACAAAAGAGGAAGUAAUGAAAAAUAAGCGAUAAUAAGAAACUGUGAGUGCCAAACAUAAUAUUUUAACGAUAAACACAAACAAAUAGAAAAGAAACCCAGUGUGUACCGAUGUAUUUAUAAGUUAAGUUGUUACUAUUAUAUAUAUAUUAUAUAUAUAUAUUGUAUGUAUUAUAUAUAUAUAUAUAAUUGACAGUAUUCUUUAUUAUUCGAUGUCCGAGAUGUACUAAAUUAUAAAUUAUUAUUAUUAACUAUUGUUCACCCCGAGAAAUUGAUCGAAAAUUUCUGUGCAACGAUACAAAAAUAAGAAUCUCGCCUACUUCUGUACAACUCAGGCCUAAUUUAGAUCCUUUCCCAGCUUUUCUUCUCGUGUAAUAUUUCUGAGAGAUAAGUGGCAAAAAACGUGAAUGAAUAAAUGAUUG
This is a messenger RNA of Diprion similis, 2867 nucleotides long. RefSeq names its product homeotic protein empty spiracles-like. The record is from RefSeq and is a predicted model, not a curated record. Gene Ontology annotation, biological process: neuron differentiation; brain development; regulation of DNA-templated transcription. Bases 511 to 1755 code for a protein of 414 amino acids. NCBI's taxonomy places the organism in Eukaryota, Metazoa, Arthropoda, Insecta, Hymenoptera, Diprionidae. The transcript has 4 exons. Gene Ontology annotation, molecular function: DNA binding; DNA-binding transcription factor activity, RNA polymerase II-specific.